AACCCGGCAGAAGUCAAGAGUGGACGAACAAAAAUAACACAGGAGCCGCUGGAAUAGCAACUGUUUAUUUGCCAGGAGCCCAGUGAUAAAGGAACCAUGGUCGAUCCAAUGGAGAAUGGCUUGUUUGACAUUCCUGACUAUGACAACACGGAUGACGAGACCUUUCCUCCUCUCCCCCCUCCCUUCUCACCAGGAGAGGGAGGAGAUCCUUUUACAGGGGAGGAGGGAGGAGAGAUCUCCAAGCUGGCCGAAGUCCCUGUUGCCAAGAGGAGAGGCGUCAAGAGACCACAGCCCAAACUGGACUCUCAGAGGCUGAUAUCAGAAAGAGGACUUCCGGCUCUUCGCAACCUGUUUGACAACGUUCAUUUCAAAGGCAAAGGACACGAGGCUGAGGACUUGCGGGUGCUGAUGCAGAGGAUGGAGAACUGGGCUCACAGGCUGUACCCCAAACUACAGUUUGAAGACUUCAUAGACAAACUGGAGACACUGGGCAGCAAGAAAGAAGUCCAGGUCAGACUGACAGGCCCUUGUUGUUAUAACCAACAUGCAGGUCAGACUGACAGGCCCUUGUUUGGAAAUUGGGCAUUCAGUAUUUUAUCCAUUGAUCCAGGUGAGGACGACACCGCGGCGUCGAGAGACGGACGUGUCAACCAUGACGACCCAGACCCGUUUGGAGACGGAGGUUUCGCUGAAGACCCAGGACGGGUCCCCUCCACCCCAGCCCCCUCCCUGUUCCCUUCCUCCCAGGCUGGCCCGGUCCACUCCACCCCAGCCCCCUCCCUGUUCCCUUCCUCCCAGGCUGGCCCGGUCCACUCCACCCCAGCCCCCUCCCUGUUCCCUUCCUCCCAGGCUGGCCCGGUCCACUCCACCCCAGCCCCCUCCCUGUUCCCUUCCUCCCAGGCUGGCCCGGUCCACUCCACCCCAGCCCCCUCCCUGACAGAGGAACAGCAGAGACGUAUAGAACUCAACAAACGGCUGGCCUUAGAGAGGAGACUGGCCCGCAUGCAGCAACACACAGGU
This is a messenger RNA of Oncorhynchus gorbuscha (pink salmon), 1020 nucleotides long. Its product is annotated as TIMELESS-interacting protein-like. Gene Ontology annotation, molecular function: DNA binding. The annotation marks the transcript as partial. The transcript is spliced from 7 exons. Gene Ontology annotation, biological process: replication fork arrest; DNA replication checkpoint signaling; replication fork processing. Gene Ontology annotation, cellular component: replication fork protection complex; nucleus. The record is from RefSeq and is a predicted model, not a curated record. NCBI's taxonomy places the organism in Eukaryota, Metazoa, Chordata, Actinopteri, Salmoniformes, Salmonidae.